UAACAGUAUUAGUAUGAUUGAAGAUGGUGCAGCCAAAGAUGAGCAGCAGAAUGAAGAUGAAGUGCCGAAGAGGAGUUAUCAUCUAGAAGCUGAGAAUGCGGAAACUCUGUUCCAAACGCCUGAAGUAGGAGCAGCUCAUGCUACGACUUCCACUACGUCUGCAAAUUAUGGAACAGCUGGUACCGCCCAGGCUAGGUCCUGUGUCGAUGAAGCACUCGGAGGUUUCAGUAGUACUAGCAAAGUGACUUUUUCCGAUCUUCUCGAGGGAGAGGAUUUUGAAAACGAUGCUUGGAAAGCUGGAGACCCCCUAGCACUAGCUCUCCCACCAGGUCGAAAUACCGUUGCACAGCCGUAUGAUCUUCUCAGUCCGGACCAGAGGGACCGAGUACUGGCAGAACUAGAGAAAACAGGCUAUUUCAAUCCAAAACUGGUUUGGGAGCUGCAUCGGAGUGCGAGUACGGGGAAGCUGUAUUAUUAUGAAUGGUCUUCCUAGUCCUAGAGCUAGCGGGGGUAGUUGUUUUAUUGGCAUAGAAUUAGAACUUUUGAGGUUGACAAAUACGCUUAACUCCCAGAAGACUGUUUCAUCUUGUGCUCGAUCGCAUUCUCAUCUAAUUUCCCUAGCGGGGGUAGUACUAGUAGUUGUUUUAUAUCUUGCGCCAGUGAUCAGAUUCCAGCGUUUUAUCUCAUCUAAUUUCCCUGGAAUCCGAUAACUGGCGAGGCUUUGUGGUACGCACCCGGUCUGAACAAGCAGGACGUAGCGAGAGGGCGUGCCCCAGGCUACGUUUCGCCACGUCGCGUUGACGAGACGGAAGCUGCUCUGGUUGCCAGUAGUGCACUGCGCAAGAGUCGUCGAGUUGCAGAAGAUGUAGUUUUUGGUACGACUGCAGAAGAUCAACAGAAUGAGCAACACGAAAGGCAGUUGUUACAGCUUCAAGAUACUAGUACUACAUCUACUUCUGCGAAAAGUCUAGCUUUGAGUGCUGAGCAAGGUGUCGACAACAUGCUAGAAGCAGGACAACAAGAUCAACAACAAGGAAACACCGUCAACGGAGUUGUAGGCGCGAAGAAAGAAGACGAGGCAGCGGCCGCUAAUAAGCGUAAAGUUACGACUGAGGAACUGGCGCAACCAUACUUCGAACCUCGUGUGGACUGGAAUGAGAUGCCGCCAGAAUGGAUGGAUAAGUGGUCCUCAGAUGAAGACAUAGAAGAUGAGGAGGAAGAUGAGGACGGAGAUGAAAACAAGGGUGAUGAUGUUGGAAACGGAGAGGGAGCUGAUAAAGCACUUCCAAAGGAAGAAAAGAUGCC
Messenger RNA from Amoebophrya sp. A25, 1305 nucleotides. The record is from the annotation of a GenBank genome assembly. Lineage: Eukaryota; Dinophyceae; Syndiniales; Amoebophryaceae.